AUGGCAGCAUUUAUCAAAUUCACCGACGGCGAUAUUGCCGGCGCUGUAAUUGGGAGUAUUCUGUGUACGCUGGUGUUGACCUGUUGCGGAUUUUUUGCCUGGUACUGGUUUUAUAUGCGGAAGCGUGAUGGGAAGAUCGAUUUCGAAGAUGCCAGUAGGCCGGGAUACCGUGUCAACAUGGGAGCGUCAAAUGUUACUCGAAAGCAUUUAAUUACUGACGCCGAUGUUGGUGUGGGUAGAAAACACCAUGGUCCAACGAAGGCUUAUGUCAAUGCCGGCUUUCAAGAUCCAGACGAUGGUCUUCAUCUGGUCUACCAGCAAAAGCAGCAUAAAGGCCAUAAAAACCAAAACCGUACCAAAGAUGGCGGGGAAAGAACGCGCGAUCACACUGGAAAUGCGCAAACAGCACCGGCCGGAGCGGUGCGCACACAGUCAACAUUACACCAACGAGUUCCACAGAAAUUCCACUCGAAAAAGGAUCGCGUAAAAGUGAAAUUACGAGGACACGACUUUACCGGUCUGGGGUUCAACAUAUGCGGAAAUCUGCGCGAUGGGAUUUAUGUUCAAAAUGUGUUGCAGAAAGGUCCAGCAGCGGAGUCGGGACUGUUGGAACCCGGUGAUCGCAUAAUGGACGUUGAAGUGUCUUUCAAGAAUAUCGUAUUUGAAGAUGCCCUGACUAUUCUAAGCUACGCAUCGCCGUACGACGUGACACUGGCCGUCAAAAAGUAUGAUUUUACAAGGUCAUCCGCGGCAUCCUCCUCGUCGGCAUCGGCCAAAUUUAGCCGUCGCAGCUCGAGUUUACAGGCCCGUUCAACGCCGGCCGCAGCCGGGCAGUUUUUCGACGGCAUGUCUUUCCCGCUGAAGCGCAGUCAGAGUAUUGGUGAUCUGGAUCAGAUCGCCAAACGCGAUUCAUAUUCGUCCGUUGAGAGUAAUUCCACGGUCAGCCGUAAUGCGGGUCCACAGCAUAGCAAUCUGCAGCCGGCAUCCGCCAGACAAGCGCGAGACACGUCGCCGCAGUCGGCGGUUAGCAGUGUGAGGAACCUCCAGCAGAGUUCUCCCGCCUCUUCCAUUCGUCACAUCGUCACCCGGCCGGGCCACUACACCAACGGCACCGCCAACGGUCACGGUACCUGGCAUUCCCGCGAUAGCUCCACCUCCAACAGCCUCCUCCAGCGCCACGAAACCCCCAAAGGGCUUAGUGAGGAGACAGUGACCUUUAGCCGUAUCGGCUCGCCCAAGAAGCGCGCUCCGCCACCACCACCCUCGCCUCCGCAGCUCCCCACCCCCUCUCCACCGCACAUGGCGCGGCCGUUCAGUUCGGUCAGCACAUCCAGUUCAUCCGGGAUACAUCGACAGAGCCGCACUAUGCGCUCGCGGGUGGAUGAGGACGAGCGGCGUUCGUAUGAAGAAUCAUCCAUGGUCAAAGAGAUCUUCCGGGAGUUGCAGGACCAUGACCGGUCGCCUGCGAAACGAAUAGUGGAUCCCCAGGGAAAACGACCGCUAAGGGAAUAUCAGACGUUUGAGAUGGUCUGGACGGAAGGGUCAGAGUCGGAGACAUCGUCGGUGUUGGAAAAAAAUACGGAUAAUCAUACACACCGGAACGUGACCCGGCACGAAAGCGCCUUCCCGGCGUCCGACCACACCUACGUCCGGCAAGUAUAUACGACAUAUUCCCACCCCAUCACCCAUCCCGCCGACCAUGACGAAGAAGCCUAUUCCCCACGAUCUCCCCAUUUUAUCCAAACAUCCGGCGGCUCCAAAUUAAUCCUGCCGGUUAACAUGGAGCCCACACCUUCCGUAUCGACGCCGACGUCAUUUACGUCGGACGAAGAGUCAGGUCCUAGUCCCCAGUUGUGUUCCAGUCCGAACGGUCUGGGGAAAUGCUCGUCCAACGUGUUCACAUGUGUCUUUCAAAACGGUUAUCCCUACUAUUUCAAAGACAACAGUUCAUUCGGUGACUGCUCGCAUGACGAGUUCUGCUGCGUCAAUCUGCCCAUCCCGGAAGAUGGCAGUUGUUCGCAACGCUGCGGCAUUUCCGGUACAGCCCGGCAAAAACAGAAUGUCGCCGAGAGCGGCAUUAAACUGGAUAAAAACUACGACUGGGAUCUCAUGCUGCAAGCACAAGAACGCAGUUCACGGAUCGUCAAUGGAUCAGAUGCCGACAAAUACGAAUUCUGCUGGCAGGGCGGGGUUUUUAUCGUGGAUACGGACCAAUUGCAAAAUAAUUCUGCCACUACAACGCCUAUAUUUAUCGGUGGAGCAAGUCUCGUAGCGCAAGAUAUGGCAUUGACUGCUGCCCAUGUUCUGCAACCAUUCAUCACCGAUGCUAACUUCAUCAUCUUCAUGGCGUUUGGUUUUCGCAACAUCAGCGAUGUGACGAAUAUUAUGAAUGCAUCAGCAAAUUGGGACGAAAUACCGGUAUUCCGUGUUCCCAACGAAAUGGCGUUUCACAGCGGAUACAACGACCGGACAUACGAAAACAAUAUUGCCAUAAUUCGUUUUAAUCCGAUUUCUUGUGACAAUGCCAACUUGUGCCCGAUUUGCCUCAGCCCGACGCCGGUUAAUCCCUUUCAGCCUUGGAAAGGCACCUGUUACGCUUCCGGUUGGGGUGCAACAAAUGACGCUAGUGUUGCACCCAUCCUACAGAAACAAGAAAUGUCCAUUCCGUAUCCUCAAGAGUGCCUGAAAUCCUUCUUUAAACUGGGAUUAAAGAACUACGAUCUCCCCACAACUAUGCUGUGUGCAGAUGCCAUUAACCAAAACGGUGGCACGUGUGAUAGGGACGGUGGAUCACCGUUGGUGUGCCAGACCAAAUACGGCAACUGGGAACUAAGCGGUAUUGUUGGGGUGGGUGUUAACCGUUGCCGGCAAGUGGGGGCUCCGACGCUCUUCACCAAUGUGGGGUACUAUUACGACUGGAUCAGUUCCUACUCGAAGGGGACGUACAAGGAGGACGCCACCACCCCACCAACAUCCUACUGGACCACGCCCGCAUCCCUUAACGACACCACGACGGCCAACCAAUCCGACACUGUCACCACGGACACACCAACUACACUCUCAACGGCAGCGACAACGCUCACGACCUCCAGUAGCAAACCCUUUCGAUUCCAGUUUAAUACACCGAAAGUUUUUAUCCCUAAACAGACCGUCUACAUCGAUCCCCAACAAAAACUGGCGCAAGCGUUUUUCCAAGAGCGAGCAGAUAAGCCGACAGAUAGUGUGAGAACGGCAGCUACGACAACAGUUGCAGCAACGGUCGCCCCAACAACAGAAGUGUCGACAAUGCGCUCACUUUUCUCCAUUCUGGUGGGCGGUGAAGGCGAUUCAUCGAAGAGCACCGAAGUCUCUAAAAACUCAUCGGCAAUUCGAUUAUUCUUCCGUCCGGAAAUGGGCGGUGUUUUUCGCCGAAAGGUCACGGAUGCAUCGAUUAAUAAUUCGUCCACGAUUGCAGUGUCUGUCGCAACCAAUCCAACAACUCAAGCAACGACCAGUACAAAACCCUCGACGACGGUAUCAAGCUCCACUGCUUUAACUGCUGCUGCGGCAUCUGCCACGACUGCGACGAAGAACAGCGUCACGUCGGCAUCCACUGUGCCGGCAACAACCAGCGCAGUCGCAAGUCUCGCAACAACCAGUUCACAAGAUACCAAAGAAUCACCUGCCAGUGUUAACGAAGUCCCAACAGCGCCACUAUUAAAACCACUAUCAAACAGCGGUUCCGGUCGUAAAGUAGUGGUCUUCAUUCGCCCGGAAGAGAACACCUCGAUACUCAAGUUUUUAAGACGGCGAUACAAGGAUUCCCAGAUGUACACCGACGCCACGACAGCAGCAUCAGUAGCUAAAUUCGCAACAAGUACAGCGUCAACAUCGUUGCUGCUAAAUACUACAGCUGUAAUACCGUCUACUACAGCGAAUAUAACUUCAGUUAUUACGAAUACGACGGAAGCGUUAAAGACUAAUACGACAAUAUCUACAACGACCAUAGCGUCCACUUCGUCCAGAAGACUGCUGACCUUUGCGCCUAAAGUGACGGUCGCAUCAUCGACAACUGUCGCACCAGCUGCGGCAAAUACCACGAUAUCCAAUGCACCCGUUAAUGUGACCGUAACUAGCAAUAGGCUUUUAUGGAACGUUACCAGACCCAGGGAUCCUUCCAUAAUGUUCUAAGGCUGCGGCAAUAAUAUAUGCUAGAAAUUGCUUCGGUUUAUACUCUUCGUUUGUUGCGAUAUUUUGUAUUUAUCUUGCGGACGUUUGAAAUGAAAUAAACUUGAUCGUGUUG
Paramacrobiotus metropolitanus is the source of this 4282-nucleotide messenger RNA. RefSeq lists its product as uncharacterized. The record is from RefSeq and is a predicted model, not a curated record. Gene Ontology annotation, biological process: proteolysis. Lineage: Eukaryota; Metazoa; Tardigrada; Eutardigrada; Parachela; Macrobiotidae. Gene Ontology annotation, molecular function: protein binding; serine-type endopeptidase activity.